AGCUUAAGAGGAAACAAUUAAAAAACCUCUAGAAUUUGCAAUAUCAAAAUUGUCAAUUUUCUAAAGUAUAAAACUCUGCUCAUCUCAUGAGUUAAGAUAAACAUACCAAGAGAAAAACCCAGAGAAAGAGAGAGAGUGAGAAAAAAAAAAAAAAUGGGUAAAGGAGGAAAAUCUCAUGGAGGUGAUGAAGUAGAGCAGAACAUGGCUGCUUGGUUGACAGGAAUUAACACACUCAAAAUCCAGCCAUUUGUGCUCCCUCCCCUUGGACCUCAUGAUGUAAGAAUUAGAAUGAAGGCUGUUGGUAUAUGUGGAAGUGAUGUUCACUAUCUCAAGACCUUAAGGUGUGCGGAUUUCAUAGUGAAAGAACCUAUGGUAAUUGGACAUGAAUGUGCUGGAAUUAUUGAAGAAGUUGGAAGUGAUGUUAAGUCAUUAGUGGCUGGAGAUCGUGUUGCUUUGGAGCCUGGGAUCAGUUGUUGGCGUUGUAAUCUUUGCAAAGAUGGCCGCUACAAUCUGUGUCCUGAGAUGAAAUUCUUUGCUACUCCUCCUGUUCAUGGCUCUCUUGCUAAUCAGGUGGUACAUCCUGCAGAUUUAUGCUUCAAACUCCCAGAUAAUGUCAGUUUGGAAGAAGGGGCUAUGUGUGAGCCAUUAAGUGUUGGUAUUCAUGCUUGUCGUCGUGCCAAUGUUGGUCCCGAAACCACUGCAUUGAUUAUGGGGGCAGGACCUAUCGGGCUCGUGACAUUGCUAUCAGCUCGUGCUUUUGGAUCCCCUAGAAUAGUCAUAGUGGAUGUAGAUGAUUACCGUUUAUCUGUUGCAAAGCAACUUGGUGCAGAUGAAAUCGUCAAGGUUUCAAUUAAUAUACAGGAUAUACCGGAAGAGGUUGCUAAGAUUCACAAGGCUAUGGGAAGAGGAGUAGAUGUAACCUUUGAUUGUGCAGGAUUCAACAAGACUAUGUCGACUGCUCUUAGUGCAACCCGUGAAGGUGGUAAAGUGUGCCUCAUUGGCUUGGGCCAUGGCGAGAUGACUGUCCCUCUCACUGCUGCAGCCGUAAGGGAAGUAGAUAUUGUGGGUGUAUUCCGCUACAAAAAUACUUGGCCUCUAUGCCUCGACUUUCUUAGCAGUGGUAAAGUGGAUGUGAAGCCCCUUAUCACCCACAGGUUCGGGUUCUCACAGAAGGAGGUAGAAGAAGCCUUCGAAACCAGUGCUCGUGGCGGUGAUGCGAUUAAGGUUAUGUUUAAUUUGUAGAAAGUGUGUAAGAAUCAAAUUAUUACAGACAUGCAUAAAUGCAAGCAAUAAGAGUGUUAAAUGUUAAUUGUUGUUGUUGUCUUGUAAGCCAAGUCAGUAAGUUAAUCGUUGUUGUCUUGUAAGCAAGGUCAGUAAAUGUUAUAAAUGAUAUCCUUAUAGGAA
Molecule: messenger RNA, 1404 nt
Organism: Beta vulgaris subsp. vulgaris (sugar beet)
Lineage: Eukaryota; Viridiplantae; Streptophyta; Magnoliopsida; Caryophyllales; Amaranthaceae
Product: sorbitol dehydrogenase
Exons: 6
Coding region: 154-1242 (362 amino acids)
Molecular function (GO): oxidoreductase activity, acting on the CH-OH group of donors, NAD or NADP as acceptor; zinc ion binding
Source: RefSeq, a predicted model, not a curated record